Messenger RNA from Arachis ipaensis, 567 nucleotides. The record is from RefSeq and is a predicted model, not a curated record. Lineage: Eukaryota; Viridiplantae; Streptophyta; Magnoliopsida; Fabales; Fabaceae.
ACUGCCUUGAAGUUUUUCAUUCGUAUAAAGUGUACAAAGUACCUUCCUGUUAUAUUCUUCCUCGAUGGAGCAAGAAGAUAAAGCGCAAGCAUACGUAUGUCAAAAGUAGCCAUGAUGUCAGUCGGUCGGAUGAGAGUCAUGUUGCAUUCAAGGGACUGUGUGCACACUUCUAUAAUGUUGCUCAAGAGUUCCUCGGUGACGAUGAAGAAACAGCAUUGCUGCAUGUUGCUUUGGAAGAAACAAGGGCCAAGUUGGCUGUGCACCGUGCCAAAAAGAGGUCCGAGAGCGUGGCAGAGACUCAGACCAAUAUUGGCUCACAGAGUUCGAACGAUGUCGGUGUUGAUGACAUCCAAGGCCCAUCGAAGGUCACCACAAAGGGCAGGCCAAAGAGUAAGAGGCUCGGCUCUGCCCUUGAGAAGUCCGUCAAGAAUUCAAGACGGAGAAAACAAAAGAAUUCACCCCCGGUGGUUCGUCCGCACACAUUUCAAGAUAUAAACCAUUGUGCUAUUUCUGGCCUGAAUGUUCCCGAACAAGCCGGUGGUUUCAUGUCUUUGUUAAGCUCCUUCA